AUGAUUCUCACCGAUUACCACGUCUUGCUACAGCAGGAGAGAGAAGACAACCAGGUCCAAAGUGUGAGAAAUGACCAAGAAGCCAAUAGGCUAAGGAUGCUGAGGCAGGAAGGCCAAAGUUCCACAGGUCCUUGUGAUAGCCCGUGGAUUGAAGAUGAAAUCAAGAUCAUGCUGGAAGAGUGGGCGAGGGUUGAAUAUGAACUCGGAGACACAGGCAAUAUGAUGGAUGAGAAGGCCGAGUCCCUUAGCAGGCACCUCUCUAAUCGGGGUCUGAGGAAGAGCAAGAAUAGCUGCCUUGAUGUGAUGGUGAAGAUGAAGCACCUGCACACACAACUUUGUAAAGAGAGGCCCCGGGCUGGCCCCUUGUAUUCUCCUCAUCGUUUGAUCCUAUAUGGCAUCUUGGGCCACCCUACAUCCCAGAGAGGCUAUGUUCAAGGUGCUCUGUUUGAUUGGUCUGGUUACCCCAUGCCUUCGUGGAGCACUCAACCUCCAAUGCUGAUGCCAUCUCCAGUAUACCAGCCUUGGGAUUAUGGCAUGUCUGCAUCUUCUGGACAGCUUCCUGGGAACCCAUUACCGAUAAUGUCCAGUCAGGAUUCCCAGUUUCCCAGAUCGUUCGCCUGGAAUGCCACCUAUCCAUUGCCAGUUAAAAAACAUGUAAUUCCUGCCUCUAUCCCUGGAGAUACCAACCUUCAGCUGCUGAGGUCACCUCCUGAUGACAACUCUAGUCCUCAGUGA
Molecule: messenger RNA, 735 nt
Organism: Mus caroli (Ryukyu mouse)
Lineage: Eukaryota; Metazoa; Chordata; Mammalia; Rodentia; Muridae
Source: RefSeq, a predicted model, not a curated record